AUGCCCAUCCUCAAAAACCUCCCAGUGCGCCUAAAAGGCGGCGGUCCAACUCUAGAAAACGCUUGGAUCCUGCGCAGGAUGAGCCUCAACAUCACCCCCAACCAUCACCAUCACAACCCCUUCGACAAUGACGACGACAGCAUCCACGGCAACGGCCGCCACGGCGACCACUGGUCGCCCGGCAGCUCGCUGCUGGACGGCGACGUGCAGAGGGAACGCAACCCGUUCGAGGACGAGGAGGACGAGAACGAGGCCAACGAGGGGAAGAAGGGAAGUGGAAGUGGAGGUUCGGUGAAGGGAUCUUUCAAGUUCAUGUCCCCGCUGAAGACUCUGGGAAAGCUGGGCAAGAACCUGAGGUUGUCGGGGAGGAGCAAAGGAAGUGCAACGCCAUCCCCGCAGGGAUCGCUGCAAGGAACGCCCUCACCUGCAGAGAAAAAGAAGAGGGGAAGAAGGAGCUCUGAAGGAAGUCUGUUGAGGUUUGCCGGGAAAUACCGCGACUCCCUCGGCUCCCGUAAGGAGUCUUCCAUCAACGGCGAGCUGAACGGUUCGGAGAGCGAGUGCGACACAACCAGCCGGCGCCUGUCCUUCAUGAAGAUGGUGGGCCUGGGGAAGCUGAAGAGGGAGUCCAUAAACGACCACUCGUCCCAGGGCCCCGAUGAUCAGCUGGUGCAGGAGGAGGCUGUGGAGGAGGUCAAACCCAGAGAGCCACUGUCAGUCCUGGAGAUCCUGCAGCUGGUGAAGAAGCGAGACCUCCUAUUGGCCGACAGCCACAUCCUGGAGCUGGAGCAGGAAUGCAGCGAGUUGUCGGCCGCCGAGCGGGCCGCGGCUCCGCAGCCGGAGGACGCCGCUAGCCCCGGCAUGAAGGACGGCGGGCGCAGGAAGGCGAAGGACGUGGAGCUGCUGUAUGAGGAGCUGCAGAAGGAGCUUUGGGCCGUCGUCAGGGAGUCGCUGCGCUUGCCGACCGCCGGGCCCAACCUCGGACUCGUGGUGCAGGUCCUGCAGCAGGAAGAGCAGGCAGAUAAAGACUGGGCCCUGAGUGCGUCUGCGGCCCCUGGGGGCCCGAGGCCCCGCCGUCUGAAGCAGAGGUGGAGAGAGGCAGUGGAGGAGGCCGCCGACGGCUCUCUCCCUCAGAAGGCCGAGUUCACCGCCGGAGAGCUGGACAAAUACCUGGACCGUCUCCGGGCCCGCGUGGUGGACGACCUGGGGGCCGCCAAGAGGAACGUGGUGUCCAUCUACCCCGAAGACUUCCAGCCCUUCCAGGAGUACGUGCAGAGCUACCACCAGGCGGUUGCUAGGCGACUGGGUGCGAUCACGGACAACCAGCUGGAGAUUACCGACAUCUACUCGCUGCUGGACUGGCUGCACAACAUCUACAACAGGGACGUUCUGGGGACUGUGUGCAUCACGAGUCCCUUCAGCCGAGAUCGUCUGUGUCCUCUGCUCCCUUUAGAGACUGUAGGCCGACUGGAGCUGGACUGUCUCAACUCUGUCAGGACUAAAGUGACCACAGAGCUGAGUCAGGUCUUGGACGAGGAGGAGAAGAGAUGGAUGGAGACGCUGCACAUCGAGGAGUAUCAGAUCACUCUGGCCAAGACCGUCAUACAGAGGCUGCAGGUGGAUCUCGAGCGUUCGGCCUCCAUCAACAGGAGUUUGGGCUCCAGAGUGGCUCAGUGCAGCCUCAACGGCCUGGCAGACUUCCUGUACAGUUUUCAGCGUAAAGUUGAGAUGUUUCAUGAAGGGAUGCAAAACGGCAUGUUCGGGGACAACGAGGACGGAUACGUGUCCAAAACCAUCGCCCUGGUCAAUUGCUGCCCUCCGUUCAGAGGGUUCGUGCAGCGCUGUGCUCAGUGUGAUCCGUCGGUCAGCGAGGACUCUCUGCGUCGGGCCAACAAAGCCCUGGACCACAUUGUUCAGCAGGGAGUCAGAGUGCUGUCUGAACGCCUCUACCUUCACAUCAGGCCAUUCUUUGAGCGUCUGGUGAAGAGGAAGUGGCUGAGCAACACGGAGCCGUACGAGCAGAUCGAAGCUCUCAUCAAAGAAUACUUCAAGAAGUAUCUCAGGAUGGACAGUCCUCCGUACCAGCUGCUGGUGGCGGAGGUCCACCGGCGCGUGGUGAUGGAGUACCUCCGCUCGGUGAUGCGAGGCCGAAUCAUCUGCACCUCCAUGAAGAUGAGGAAGAGGAUGGCGGGCCGGCUCCGAGACGAAGGCAAACAGAUCAAAGUCCUCUUCAAAGACCUGGAGUCUCCGUCCAGCUGGUUGGACAGCGCUCUGUCUCACAUCUCGGAGAUCAUCCAGCUGGAGGACGUCCCGUCCAUCCAGAUGGAGGUCGGGGUUCUGGUCCGAGAGUUUCCUGACGUCAGGAAGAAGCACGUGUCUGCUAUCCUGAACAUCCGGGGGACGACCCGGCAGGCGGAGCGCCAGGAGAUCCUCAACAUCGUCAAAGACAUCGAGAGCAGCGAGGGCUCCUCCUCCGCUGGCGUUGGCGCCUCCUCCGUUGGCGUUGGCUCAGCCCGGCUGACCCGCGACCGCGCCCUCUUCUCCGAGGUUCCCGUAACCUCUGAGGUCCACUGCCUCAACCUGGGUCUGAGCCGCAUCGCCCUCACAGCCUCGUCCUGCUUCACCUCGCUGCGGCCGCGCCCGCGCAAAACCAGGACGCCCGUCCAGGAGAACGCCGACGACGGUCUCUGAACGCACAACACCCUUACCACUCCCAGCACGCCAAAUACUGGCGCCCCCGGUCCCCGUGUCUCUCAGCGUCUAGACAACAUGACAUUUCACUUCCAGGAUUGCUCAUGUGCUGCCUGAUGCAAACCAGGUGUAAACCAGAUCGCGUUCCUUUCGCCUGGAUGUUCGUCCUCUUCAUCGCUCUUUCAUCGCUCUUUCAUCUUUCUUUCAUCGAAAUCAGGCCAGAGGUUUUUCUGUAAUCCUGCUGAGAGAUAACCUGACUCCGCCAGAUGGAUUGCGUCGCAUUUGCUCGGCAUAUCCAUCUGGGAACUUU
Molecule: messenger RNA, 2998 nt
Organism: Sander lucioperca (pikeperch)
Lineage: Eukaryota; Metazoa; Chordata; Actinopteri; Perciformes; Percidae
Product: tumor necrosis factor alpha-induced protein 2-like
Exons: 14
Coding region: 1-2688 (895 amino acids)
Biological process (GO): exocytosis; exocyst localization
Cellular component (GO): exocyst
Molecular function (GO): SNARE binding
Source: RefSeq, a predicted model, not a curated record